Molecule: messenger RNA, 4272 nt
Organism: Pieris rapae (cabbage white)
Lineage: Eukaryota; Metazoa; Arthropoda; Insecta; Lepidoptera; Pieridae
Product: homeobox protein 2
Exons: 3
Coding region: 178-4065 (1295 amino acids)
Source: RefSeq, a predicted model, not a curated record
GGAUUUUCUGAGAAGAGUCAUGACCGGUCAGGGGCUAUCAUUCUAAGAUAUAAUAUUAAAAUCUGAAUAAAUUCUCAUCUCCUUCGCGAGCAAUGUCAGUGUCUUAAAGUUAACGCUGUGAAGUGCUUGUAAUUUGUGUUUAGUGUAAAAUAAAACAAAAUUUAAACGGAAGCCAGAAUGAGGCUUUUAAUAUUAAUAGCCACUAUGUGGGCUAUAGCUUAUGCGAAGCCUGAAAUGUACAGAGAAAGUGAAGAUUUUCAGUAUUCAAGAAGUUCUUCAGACGAAGGCAAAAAGUCGGGAUUCUAUGGAUCUCAGAGAGGUAAUAUGGGAGGUAAUUACGAAAGGGCACACAAUAUGGACGGAUUAGCUCAGCACCAAAUGAGUACGGCUGUUCGGCAAGUAGAAGGUGAACUCGGCGAAGGAGCAAAGGCAAAGUCAGGCAGUGUUUUCACAGCCGCCAACUCAAGAGGAAUUUUUGGAUCCGGGCACUACGAUCUCAGUCUACAAGGAAGAAAUUUCGACGAAAGUAGUGAUAGUGACAUACUAUCGCAUUCAUCUUUAACCUCUCAAAAUACUGGCUACAGAAGCUCGGCGCAUAACUCCGGUUAUAACCGCGGGUACACAAAGAGUUCUAGACAAAGUACGGGAUUUGCAUCAGCCGAUUUAUCUGAAGAUCAUUCUACCGAUUUUACCCAAAGUAAAUUCGUAGAUGGUGCCCAACAAGCUAUUAAUCAACACAGCUACGGUAACCAAGAGGCUUUAGGCAGUGAUUACAAAAUUUAUUCUCACGCUGGAAAUCGGGCACAGAAUCAAAUGGUCGGUACAAAUCUUCACAGCACUUACGAUGCAUACGGUAGGCGAAUCACAGAUACUCCCGUAAGAGUUAUUAUGAGACCAGGUACAAGUGUAACAGUACCAGUUUCUGCUCAAACAUACGACGCGUCAUCUUCGUCAUUAAGAGGUGCAUCUUAUGGUCAAAACUCUUUAAACACAGAAGCUGAAGAACUAAGCAAUAGUGAUAGCAGUGUUUACGUUAAACCAAAUACAAUUUAUUAUACUAAGCCAAAACAUUAUGAAUCAUCUUACAAUUAUCGAAAAGAAUGGGAGAAACACAGUGCAUACCCGGAAGGAAAUAUUCCGACAGAAAACCCAUUAACAAAAAAUAGUGAACUUUAUGACGAUUCCCUUUUAUUACAAAACGCUAAGGGGCAAUACAAUGCAAUAGAUUCGAGUAGUACUCACGGUGGUAGCGAUGUUGUCCGGUCUAGAAACACUAAUAUUGGUCACUUGAAAAGCGUGAAUGCUGCUCAACAAACUAAUAGCUAUAAUACAAAGUCUUCAUCGAGACAUCAAUCUCAAUAUAAUUAUGAAACUGCAAGUAACCAAAACGCAGCAGCAUCGGCACAUUCAAAUUCUUACACAGUGGUAACUCCAAGUACCGGAGCUGCUGUAAAUGCUUACGACUUAGUGGAAAACAUUGACUCAAAACCGAAAACUUAUCACUCUUCUUACGCCUAUCAUAAGUCAUGGGAGCGACGCGGCGAUCCUUACGUAAUAAAACCUAUUGGUGGAGAUAACAGUGCACAAAUAUCACAGAAACUUGUAUCUGGGUCUGCUAACCAAGGCAUGUAUUCAUCUCAUCAAUAUGGGUCUCACUACAAUCAGGCGCAUCAGAGUUUAACGAAAGGUGGAGUAGAUUGCGACGAAAACGGUCACAUCCGAGUUGCCCGGUCAUCUCAGGGCCAACCUUGGCAAAAAGAUGAACAACAAUUUGAGGAUCUAGGACAAGAAAUUCAAAAUCAGUGGGGCGGACUGGAGGACCUGGGACAGCAAACACAAAACAAGUGGGACAACCUUCAAGGACAGUUAAUUCAACAAAGUCAGAAAUUAGAAGAUUUUGGUCAACAACAUCAAAAUCUGGAAGAUCUUGGACAACAAAAUCUAGAAAAUUUUAGUCAACAACAUCAAAAUCUGGAAGACCUUGGACAGCAAAAUCUAGAAAGCUUUAAUCCUCAACAUCAAAAUCUGGAAGAUUUGGGACAGCAAAAUCUAGAAAAUUUUAAUCAACAACAUCAAAAUCUGGAAGAUUUUGGACAGCAAAAUCUAGAAAGCUUUAAUCCUCAACAUCAAAAUCUGGAAGAUCUGGGACAGCAAAAUCUAGAAAAUUUUAAUCAACAACAUCAAAAUCUGGAAGAUCUUGGUCAGCAAUUACAUAACCAAUGGGACAAAUUUGACCAAUUUAAUAAACAAUCAUCAAGCAUUAUAAGUGAAGAAACACCAGAGUUAGAAUCCUUUGAAAAACCAAAGGUGAAUAAGGAAAGCAUAGGUCCAUUAUCAGACUUUAACCAACAUCAAGAAAGUGACAAACAAAAUGCAAAUACCUUCUGGAAUCAACACAAAAACUUUGAUGCUGGUGAUGUUUCACAAAAUACCGAUCAAUUAGAAGGCUUCACAAAUGAAGACUUUCAAAUGAGAGACAGCCAACAAUUACAAAAUCAAUUAGAAUUGCAAAAGAAAUUAAUUGGAACCAUGUAUGAUAUUUUAAGCAAACAUAAAAAAAAUGACGACUUUCAACCUUCAAUCUCUUAUAGUAAUCCAAGUAAUUACCAUCACAAUAUAAACUACAAUGAUGGUGAAAACCAAUAUACCGGAUUCUCUCAUUAUAGUCAUGAGGCUAGUAACAAUGGUAUGAGUUCAACAUGGCAGAAACAAUACAAUAUUCAAGGAAGUCAUAAUAAUAAUAAGCCAACAGCACCAUUACAAAAUUUUUGGAGCAAGCUAGAUAAUUUAGAUACACAAGGAAUGAUAAAUACAAAUAAGGGCACAAAAGAUGAAAAUUCAUACUCACAAAUGUCAGAUAUGGACUGGAGCAACUCAAAUUGGGGACAGUUUCAUGCACACCAUGAUAAUCAUAUGUUUGAUGGCUCCUUCACUCAUGAUGAAAAAAAUUCAAUAAUGUCUCAAACUUUAAAGGCAACCACUUCAGUAAAUAGUGUACUGUCAAAAGAAAUUGGCUCAACAACAUCUAAACCUACAUAUAAUCCAAUAUCCAAUAUGCCUAUAAGCCCUGUUGAUGUUGGCCGUGGAGACAUAGGGGCAGAUGAAACAACUGAACUAAACAAUGAAAAUGAACGCACAAAUGUUUACAUUCCUAAUUCACCUCACAAACAUUAUAAAACUACAGAUGAAAUUGAAUCUUUGAGUUUAACAGAAGAAAACAAUAACAGUGCAAAAGUAUCACAUGUAAACUCACAACAGACUAGUGAAGACAAGUGGAACCAAUUAUUUAAGCACCAUGAUGUAAUAGAGCAUAAAGUUGAGGAUUAUUCUUCAACUCAAACGUCUGCAACUACCAAAGCAAUUAAAUAUAAACCAACGGAAAAGUAUAGUAAUACUUACACAGGUAAAGAUGCUAUUGCUAGUAUAGAGAAAAUAAAUAAACAAAAAGAUACGACAUCUGAUAUCGUUGAAGAUAUGGCUCAUAAAAUAGAACAAUUCCCAUACCAUAAUGAACAGAAAAUUAGUAAUCAACAAGAUAUACUCAAUUCAUAUAACUUUGAAGAACAAAGUCACGAACCAGCAAAAGAAAGCGAAAUUCAACAAAAUGUGAAUGAACAAUUUGAAGAGUUUGGACAGCCAAUUCAAAACACUUAUGAUAUUGGGCAAUCUAGCCAAUCCUUCUGGGAACCAGCUAAUUCAGAACAGAGUGAAGUACAACAACUUGAAAAUUUUGGAAGUUUUGAAAGUAUUGAAAACCAACAAUUAGAAACAUUGGAAAGAAGCAAUGAUAAACUUCAAAGUCAGAGUUUGUUGAACUUUGAACAACACACUUCUUGGGAACCAGUAAUUGAUAAUCAACCUAACAACCAGCAGCAAAAACCUAUGUCUACAACAAUUAAAACAUUUAGCCAAGAAUUAAAUGAAAAACAAGGAGAUCCCCCAUCCCUCCCGCAUGUAAUUACUUCAGAAGAAACAGCAACCGAAAAAGCAGGCUUUUGGAAAUCUUUUGGUAGUAAAUUUACAGGAGCAAAAGACACAGUAGUAUCUUGGUUUAAAGGUAGUUAAAAUAUAAUACGUGUGAAAUAAUUAAAUGUUAGAAUUAAGUUAUAUAAAACUAUUUUUAUAAUUAUUUCUCUUACCUCAGGUAAUGAAUUAAAGUAUUUAACAAAGGCUUGCUGCUUGACCGAGUCUGAAAAAAAAACCUUAGUAUUUAAAAUAUGAUAAUGUUUGCAUGAAAGAUGUGGAUAAAAAUUAAAAGAAUUACGAUAUAUA